GCUGGUGGUUUGUAAGUACAUUGGAUGAACAAGGAUGGGUUCCCGCAACAUGCCUAGAGGUCCAGGACGGUGCCCCGGAUGAAUUUUCAAUGCAGACUGAAGAAGAGAAGUAUAUGGUGAUCUACCCAUAUGCUGCCCGGGAUCAAGAUGAAAUAAACCUGGACAAAGGAGCUACAGUGGAGGUGAUCCAAAAAAAUCUGGAGGGCUGGUGGAAAAUCAGAUAUCAGGGUCAGGAGGGCUGGGCCCCAGCAUCUUACCUGAAAAGAGGGAGUGGAGACCUACUUACAUCAAAACUGGGAUCUGCAGCUUCAGCCCAUUCACACCCGUUGGAUAUGGAUGGACUUUCUCGACAGCAAAACUCCCCGGGUCGAGACAAGGAUGGACCGAGUAAUCAAAGAGAUGGAAGAUAUGAUGGUCGCCCCUUGCCCAACGUGGACCUUCAACGAAAGUCACCAAAGAUGAGACAAAGACCCCCUCCGCGUCGAGAUCUCUCAAUAAAACGGUGUGUCAAUCUGCCAAAGCCUCCAGUGCCCCCCCAGGUGGAGGAAGAGUAUUACACCAUUGCUGAUUUCCAGACCACCAUCCCUGAUGGGAUCAGCUUCCAGGCAGGACUGAAAGUAGAGGUAAUUGAGAAGAACCUAAGUGGUUGGUGGUAUAUUCAAAUUGAAGAGAAGGAAGGCUGGGCGCCGGCUACUUUCAUUGACAAAUACAAGAAAACUAGCAAUGCGAGUAGACCUAAUUUCUUGGCACCGUUACCAAACGAAAUAGCACAGCUCCGGCUUGGUGACAGCACAGCAGAGAACAGCUCUAAUGGAGACCCUGCUGGGCCAUCUCGACCUCUGCCUGAAGCACCCCCUAAUGGUGUUGAAUAUGGAAUCAAAUGGAAAGGAAAGGAGACAUCCCAGGAUGCUUUGCCUGAGAACAGUGAUGCCUCUUUGUGCGUCGGGUAUGAGGAAAUAGGCGAUCGGGAUAUGGAAGAGAAACCCAGUCUUCCUCCAAGGAAGGAAUCCAUAAUUAAGUCAGAAGAGGAGUUAAUGGAGAGGCAAAGGUUGGAGCAGCGGCCACCUCCAAAGCCUCCUGGCAUGAUUUUACCUGGAAUUCCUCCAAAGCAGGCCGUCCCUCCGAGGGACAACAAGAAGCCAGAGCUUAAAACAGAGAAGGGCAAAUUGUUCCAGUUGAAAAAUGAAAUGGGCCUUGAGUGUGGUCAUAAGGUUUCUCCAAAAGAAAUAAAGAAGCCCAAUCUCCGGCCCAUAGUCAAGCCAAUGAAACCAAAGAUGGAGCCCCCGGAGGAUAAGCCUGAGGCAGCUACCCCGAACCUUUUUCUGAAAUCAAAACCUCAGAUCAAACCGAAGCCAGCACCUGCCCCUAGGACAGACCCUCCUCAGUCAGAGAAUAAAUUAGAUCUUUGCAACCUGAGGAGCAAACUCAAGCCUGCAAAGGCUCAAGAGAGGCUGUCAGAGCAGGACCCCGUGGUUAAUGAGAGUGCCUUCAGUAACAGUGGACUUCCAGCAGAACCUUCUGUCAAAUCUCAGGAAAAGCCAAACGUGGAGAUUAGACCUCCCUCUAGACCUGACAGCCAAAUCUUUAAGGAGGCUCCUUUCCCCAAAGUUCCUGUGGGUUCAUCAAAGCCAGGUGAAAAUGAACCCAAGAGCAGCUUUCCGGUACCCAGGGAACCCCCUCAACGUCCAGUAGUACCUCCUAGAAGGCCUCCACCUCCUAAGAAAUCUAGUGUGCCAGCACCCUCGGCUUCAUUUGCCCCCCCUGCAGAACAUAAAGCCGCCCAGAAGGAAGUGCCUGACGUUCGAGCUGUCCCAGUGUCCAGUAGGCCAAUAUUGGUUCCACCAAAAGCCAAAGCCUUCCUACCGUGUCCUGGCCAAGAGGAAACCAAAACCAAAAGCAGCUCAGGCCAAAAGUCAUUGCCCAAGUCUGUGGAGAAGGAAAGAGCAUCCGUUCCAAUUGCCAACCUGGAUGUCCCCAAAGAAGCCCUCUACGUGGCUGUGGCAGAUUUUGAAGGAGAUGAAGAAACUAGCAGUUUUAAAGAAGGGACUGUAUUUGAAGUCCGUGAGAAGAAUAGCAGUGGCUGGUGGUUUUGCAAAGUCCUCGCAGCAGGGCCGUGUUGGGAAGGCUGGAUUCCUUCCAAUUAUCUCCGAAAAAAGCCAUAGUCCUGUUGUUGCUUUUGCAUUACAACAGCUCAACAAUCCCUGUUUUAGUAUUACGGUAUUUAAUUAGCGUAUUUAUAGUUCUUCGUAAGGCCCAACUCUAUUCGAAACAACAAAAAGCAAAGUAUCUGGGAUACGAAACAUUCCAAUUUGGGUAUGUCUCCGAAAUGAAUGGCAAGAGGAAACAUGCCAUUAUGUAGUAUUAUACCUAGGCUACUCUUCCUUCUGUAGGUAAGUCGUUUCUUGAACAAUGUUCA
This is a messenger RNA of Protobothrops mucrosquamatus (brown spotted pit viper), 2416 nucleotides long. RefSeq names its product SH3 and PX domains 2B (gene SH3PXD2B). NCBI's taxonomy places the organism in Eukaryota, Metazoa, Chordata, Lepidosauria, Squamata, Viperidae. Gene Ontology annotation, molecular function: protein binding. The record is from RefSeq and is a predicted model, not a curated record. The transcript has 6 exons. The annotation marks the transcript as partial.